AGACUGCAGCAUGCAUCAGUCCGCCUCCCUGCUCCCCCUCCAACUCUGGCUUUGUUCCUCAGGGGAUUGCGAAAGCCCCAGGACUACAUAAAGCAUUCUCUGUCUGGGUGGCCUGGCCACUGCCCCCAACACACAGAUCUUGAGAGACUGCAGGGACUGGCACUGACUGGAUAGGAUGGCCUACACCAGGAAAGCUCUGCCCUGUUUGCUGCUGCUGGCACUCACCUUUCUGGGAAGCAGCAUGGCAGAGCGGGACUGCCGGGUGAGCAGCUUCAAAGUCAAGGAGAACUUCGACAAGAACAGGUACAGCGGCACCUGGUAUGCCAUGGCAAAAAAAGAUCCUGAGGGGCUGUUCCUGCAGGACAACGUGGUAGCCCAGUUUACUGUAGAUGAAAAUGGACAAAUGAGUGCCACUGCAAAGGGCAGAGUCAGACUCUUCAAUAACUGGGAUGUCUGUGCUGAUAUGAUUGGCUCUUUCACUGACACUGAGGAUCCUGCCAAGUUCAAGAUGAAGUACUGGGGAGUUGCCUCUUUUCUGCAGAAAGGAAAUGAUGAUCACUGGGUAGUGGACACAGAUUAUGAUACAUAUGCUCUUCAUUAUUCCUGCCGCCAGCUAAAUGAAGAUGGCACUUGUGCUGAUAGCUAUUCCUUUGUGUUCUCCCGGGACCCUAAGGGAUUGCCUCCAGAGGCACAGAAAAUUGUCAGACAAAGGCAGAUAGACCUCUGCUUGGACAGAAAAUACAGAGUUAUCGUUCAUAAUGGAUUUUGCUCUUAAGGAGAUCCAAAAAUAUGGAAGUAAACCACGUGACAGCACCAUGGAUGUAAAGUUAAUACGUUGAUCAGGUGCUCUUUUGAAAAGCCUUUAGAUGGCUUCAUUUAGAUUUUGAAUAUAUUUAUCUGAGCUGCAUAGCUCAUCUUGUUAAUAAACCAAUGAAACAUUUUAAUAAACUUGAAUUACGGGGGAUGCAAAUUGUCUGUAUGCACAUCUGUACAUAUGUAGACAUUGGUUUUAUUAAUAAACCAUUAUCAUAAUGCACUAUUUUAAAUUGCUGACAGAUGUCAAUAAUUAAGAAUUUAAUCUUUUUUGUUAUCGGUUUCAAUUUCUGACUAAUAGUGUUUUAAUUGGAAUAUAUAUACGUGUGUGUAUUUGCUUUCUAAAACUUACUUUCUUUUCAAGUAUGAUGUCAUCUUUUUUUCUAGGAAAUACUGGAAAUCUUUUCCAAUAGCAUUUUAGAAAGGAGGAAUGAAUUUCAAUGACUGUAUAUAUCACUGCUUGAUUUUAUGACUACUGAAGACAGCAAAAAAAGCAUCUUUUUUAAAGAAAUAAUUUAAACAUAACAAG
Cygnus atratus (black swan) is the source of this 1342-nucleotide messenger RNA. It is a transcript of the gene RBP4, whose product is annotated as retinol binding protein 4. The transcript has 6 exons. The record is from RefSeq and is a predicted model, not a curated record. Lineage: Eukaryota; Metazoa; Chordata; Aves; Anseriformes; Anatidae. Gene Ontology annotation, molecular function: retinol transmembrane transporter activity; retinol binding. Gene Ontology annotation, biological process: retinol transport. Bases 176 to 775 code for a protein of 199 amino acids.